AAGUAUAGCCGGCUAGGCCGGCUUAUGAAGAUGUGGUUUUGGAUAUUUGCUUGAGAAGAAGGGAAGGUCCAACGUCCAACUCCUCCCUUUGCGGUCAAUUUCUUGAAGGGAUAGGCUUUUUCAUCUGCAUCUUCAAUUCUCUCUCUCAAAACUCUCUUUGUGUUUGCCUUACAAUAAUAUUAUAAAACCCCAUAGCUUCUGGUUGUUUAUUUGUGUUUUGUGAGCGUGUUUUCAGUAAUUGUUCACUUUGGCAAUUACAAGAACCUCUAAACAUACUUUCAAAAAAUAAAACCUCAAAAUAAUGGAGGGUUAUGAGGAACAGCUUCUUCCAGGAGGAGAACAGCUCUCCCUUUCUCAACCUGACCCUUUUGUCAUUGAGCUUAAUCGUCUGCAGAAUCUUCAUAAAGAGAAAGACAGAGAGUUGGGGGCUGCUCAUGCAGAAAUUAAAGCUUUGAGAACAACAGAAGUUUCAAAGGAUAGGGCUAUAGAAGAGCUCGGGAAUGACGUUAAUAAACUGGAUCAGAAAAUUAGAGACACUGAAAAUCUUCUAGAGCAUAAGAAUCUUGAAAUCAAGAAACUCACUAAUGAAAAGAAAGAUGCAUUAGCUGCACAGUAUGCUGCAGAAUCAACUCUUAGAAGGCUGCAUGCAAAUCUAAAGGAUGAUGAUUCUCUUCCUAUUGAGUCUUUCAUUGCUCCUCUUGAGGCGGAGAUUAAGAUAUAUAAAAGUGAGAUUGCAGCAUUGCACGAGGAUAAGAAGGCAAUGGAACGCCUCAACAAGUCAAAAGAGUCAGCUCUGCUUGAAGCAGAACGGAUCCUGCGAAGUGCUUUAGAAAGGGCUUUGAUGGUAGAGGAGGUUCAAAACCAAAACUAUGAGUUGAAGAGACAGAUAGAAAUCUGCCAGGAAGAGAACAGAAUUCUGGAGAAAACAAAUCGCCAAAAAGUUUUGGAGGUUGAAAGGCUCAGCCAAACCAUUCAAGAGCUUGAAGAGGCAAUCUUAGCUGGUGGGGUUGCAGCUAAUACUAUCCGUGACUAUAAGCGACAAAUUUCUGAAAUAAAUGAGGAGAAAAGGUUGCUGGAGAGGGAGCUAGCCAGAGCAAAAGUUUCAGCAAACCGAGUAGCGACUGUAGUAGCUAAUGAGUGGAAGGAUGAAAAUGACAAGGUCAUGCCUGUAAAGCAAUGGCUGGAAGAGAGAAGGCUGCUGCAGGCUGAGAUGCAACGACUAAGAGACAAGCUAGUUAUAGCAGAGAGAACAGCCAAGGCAGAAGAACAGCUCAAGGACAAGUUGAUGCUAAGGCUAAAGACACUAGAAGAAGGCUUAAAGCAUGUAUCAAGCUUCUCUAUCAAUUCCCCUAAGCCAGCGAAAACAAGUAACAUUCUAGGAUUUCUAUCAAGUAAUGGAGGACUAAGGAAGAGGUCUUCCUCGCAGCCAAGGGCUUCCACCAUCAGUAGAAGUACUCCUUUGCAGCAGCCAAACAUAGAAAACGAAAAUGCCAAUGCUGCCAGAAAGCUGAAACGAGCUGAUAGCUUCAAAAAGAAAUAUUGUUCUGCAGAAAACAAAUUGAGAAAUAGUCUGUGGGCAUCUAGAAGUAAGGUUACUGACAGCAAUGGCAAGGAAAACGCAGAACUGAUGGCAAAUACAGAUGCAAAUAUCGACAAGUAUGAGAAAGAUGAGACAACAAUUUCAACAGAAAUGAAAAACAAAGCUGGUGGCAAUGAGGACUUACAUUGUAUGGGAACUAAAAAUCCUGAAUGUGAAGAUGUAGUUUCAGGGUUUCUGUAUGACAGACUUCAAAAGGAGGUCAUAAAUCUAAGGAAGUCUUGUGAGGCUAACGACAGUAUCUUGGAUGCUAAAGAUCAAGAAAUUCAGAUGCUCAUGAAGAGGGUUAGUGCACUGAACAAAGCCAUUGAAGUAGAGUCGAAGAAAGUGAAGAGAGAAACUGCAGCCAGAGAGAAGGAAGCUGUAUCAGCAAAAGUCGAUCACACCAAAAAGUUUGGGAGUAUGAACUCCACUAGAAGGUAAAUGCAAGUUUCUCGAAGAAUUCUUCGAUCUGAUUGACUUGAAAUCUACCUGAAAUUCAUUUCAUUCUUCAACCUUGUGUUUUGAUUUUUCAAUGUAAACCCGGGACUGCUUCACUGAUGAUAGAUAGUUGAAAUAAAGCUCAGAUUAAAAGCGAAAGCAGUCUGACCUUAUUACCUGAUAGGAUGAAGCUGAAAUGUGAUCAUUUCUGCUUUGAGAUUUACAAGGAUGAUUUCCAAUUUGGUUUGGUUUGUGUAUAUGAAUAAAUAGCAAUACAGGAUUUUCUGAAAAAUGGAAACAAAAUGUUCUACUCAGUGAGGAAUAUGUACAGAAACAGUUUUAUACAAAUAAAAGUCAGCGAGAUAUAUUGGAAAA
Molecule: messenger RNA, 2392 nt
Organism: Hevea brasiliensis (rubber tree)
Lineage: Eukaryota; Viridiplantae; Streptophyta; Magnoliopsida; Malpighiales; Euphorbiaceae
Product: microtubule-associated protein 70-5
Exons: 11
Coding region: 302-2020 (572 amino acids)
Biological process (GO): cytoskeleton organization
Molecular function (GO): microtubule binding
Source: RefSeq, a predicted model, not a curated record